Messenger RNA from Lichtheimia ornata, 324 nucleotides. RefSeq lists its product as uncharacterized. The coding region runs from base 1 to 324 and encodes 107 amino acids. The transcript has 6 exons. Gene Ontology annotation, molecular function: catalytic activity. Lineage: Eukaryota; Fungi; Mucoromycota; Mucoromycetes; Mucorales; Lichtheimiaceae. The record is from RefSeq and is a predicted model, not a curated record.
AUGAUCAUACCCAAGGUCUAUCAAUUUGGUCCCCAUGUUAUUCCCGAAUCGCAGGUGUUCUUCAAAUCCAAGUUCUGCAUUGGUCUUGUCAACCUGAAACCCAUCACACCUGGACAUAUCCUUGUCGUAUCUCGUCGCAAUGUACCACGGGUCAAGGAUUUGAAUCCUGAAGAGAUAGCAGAUAUCAUGAUGAGUGCGCAAACCAUUGGGAAUGUUGUGGAGAAGCAAUUUGGAUGUACAUCCUUGACGACUGUCAUUCAAGAUGGACCUCAAGCUGGUCAAACGGUUCCACACAAUUGGGAGGCAGGAGCAAGGUGCGAGUAG